AUGUCUACUCACCAUACUCACUUUGUUCCCGAUAUGACGGCCGUUAAUAACCAAACAAAUUACGGAAGUUAUACGUACGGUAUUCCAUUAGAUCAAAUGUAUGUUGUGGACUCUAAUUAUACAAACAGUCUUCCGUUGGAUGACGUGCAUAGUAUGGACUCGAAUUAUGCAAACAGUCUUCCGUUGGUUGGUAGCGAGUUCAGUAACGACUAUUCCCAUCCGCUCUUUCAAGCGUCUACCCAGCCUACCAAUCGAGCUGCUUUUCUUUGGGAUGCCAAUAAUAACAUCUACACGAGGGGAAAUGAACAGUUGAAUGCCUCGCCUUACGGAUACGUCGAAAACAAUGAAAACCAAGUCAACAAUUUAUAUUAUCCUCUCCCCGAUUCAUUAGUUCAAGCAUCGUCUAAUUCUACUCUUUCCAACAAUUCUGGGUGGAAAAAUUACGAUUGUCCUUCGUUUUUUAUAAUCGGAUUUCUUGGUAUUGGUAAAUUUGGAUAA
Molecule: messenger RNA, 498 nt
Organism: Paraglomus brasilianum
Lineage: Eukaryota; Fungi; Glomeromycota; Glomeromycetes; Paraglomerales; Paraglomeraceae
Source: the annotation of a GenBank genome assembly